Molecule: messenger RNA, 1224 nt
Organism: Phytophthora sojae
Lineage: Eukaryota; Oomycota; Peronosporomycetes; Peronosporales; Peronosporaceae
Exons: 2
Coding region: 1-1224 (407 amino acids)
Biological process (GO): carbohydrate metabolic process
Molecular function (GO): hydrolase activity, hydrolyzing O-glycosyl compounds
Source: RefSeq, a predicted model, not a curated record
AUGCACGGGUCCGGACUGGGCCCCGACAGCUCCAAGUGCAAGUCCGCGGCCGAGGUGCAGAAGGACAUGUUCGCGCUCAAGGGCAUCACCGACAAGGUCCGCAUCUACUCGCUGCUCGACUGCAACCAGGCCGAGCUCAUCCUGCCCGCCGCCAAGAACGCCGGUCUCAAGGUGCACCUCGGCAUCUGGACGACCAAGAGCCACGACUACCUGCUCAAGGAGAAGGCCAAGCUGGCCUCGCUCAUUGACUCGGGUCUCUACGACAACAACGUCAUUGGCCUGCACGUUGGCAGUGAGACGGUCUACCGCAAGGAGAUCACUGCCAACACGGCUAUCAGCUACAUGAACGAGAUCCGCAGCUACCCCCGCAGCCGUGGCAAGAACACGCCCGUCACCAUCGCGGAUGUCAUCGACAUUUUCUACGACAACCCGCAGAUGGUCGACGCGGUCGACUCCGUCAACGAGUUCGCCUACUGGGAAGGCGUCGACGUGAAUGAAGGCGCGGCCAAGACGCUUGACCGUAUUCGCGCUAUCCGCGUGACUGCUGCGAAGAAGAACAAGCGCAUGGUUCUCUCGGAGGUGGGCUGGAGCUCCGACGGUCAGCACGCCAAGAUUGGCGUGGCCUCCCCCGCCAACCAGGCCAAGGUCUUCUCGGACUUCUUCCAGGUGGCUCGCUCGAUGAACGUGGAGUACUACUGGUACACCGCGUUCGACUCGCAGUGGCGCGUGACCAACGGCGACGACGUCGUGGAGGCCAACUUCGGAGUGUUCAAGGAGGACGACACGAUGAAGAGCAACUUCCAGCAGCUGACGAUCGGCUGGAAGGACCCCAAGGCGAUCCGCAACGCUGGCACCAACUUGAUGCUGUCGGAAAAGAACGCCGGUCUGUACAUGUCGAGCAAGUCCGGGGACUGGCUGGUGGAGGAGCAGCAGACCUGGUUCUUCGACGCGGCCACCAAGCAAAUCCGCUCCAAGAGCGCCGACCGCUGCCUGGGCGCCUACCAGGGCUGGGACGGCGGCAUUGUGCACGUCUACCGCUGCAUGGACAACGAGCCCAACCAAAAGUGGACGUUCGAGAGCUCGACCGGCAAGCUGAAGCACGCGGCGCACCAGGGUUUCUGCCUCGACACGGACCCCAAGCAGAACAACAAGGUGCAGCUCUACGGCUGCUCGCCCAACAACGCGAACCAGAAGUGGGCCAUUCUCAACCCUGCCAACAUAUAA